UAUCACAUCAAAAACUUUAGAUAUCAUUGAAGGAAAUAUUUAGAUAAUUCUCACAAAAAUGUAUAUUAACAAGAAAAAUGUGGCUAACAUGUUUACUGGACGGAUCUGUUACAAAUAUUAAUUGCGCGCGGUUCAUUCCUAUAAGGCAAUCUAAAAUUUAAGUACAUCGCUGUAUGUCAAUAAAUAUAAAAUAUGUAGAUUGUUCUUGCGAUAUUAUGUUUAUCUCUUGUUAAUGUAUAUGUCACGGAUUUGAUCUGUAAGCCACUCUAUGCCAGGUUGUAAACCUUCACCAGUGAUCGCAUUUGUUGCUCGUAUAUGCCAGGGUUUAUUUUGUAUACGAUCAAGGCCAAGGCCAGCAACAAGUUUAACAGUAGUCAAAGAAUCAGGCAAAUCCAUUUUAUUUGCCAAGAAAAGAAUCGGUAUUUUGCGACCUACAAUUUUGCGGUGUACAUUUUAUUUUUCGAUACGUUCCUCACUGUAAAAAAAGAAUACGAGAGUCUUGUACCUGCUACGUCUGGAUGUUGAAGAAGCAUAUCUAAUUCUUCUUUGACCACAACCAAUCGUAACUUAUCGCUGCUAUCAAUUAUAAAAAUAAUACCAUGACAGUCCUUGUAAUAAUGUUCCCAUAAGGCUCUAUGACGAUCAUGACCCGACAUGUCGAAUGCCGUAAAAAUGACAUUUUUGACUGGAAAAGAACAUAUUGUAUCUUUAUGCAAUAAUAUUGAGCGAAUAAAGUUUACAAAACUACUUUUUCCAUAGCUUCUGAGCGAGGAAAUGAGAAUCACUGAUCGCGUCACGUUACAGUGUCACAGUGUCACAGCUUGGCGGGACAUAUGUACAUGAAAAUAGGGUUAUUAAAGUAAUUGAUAAAUUAACUUGUUAUGGAGGUAAAAAAGAAUAAAGAACAUGACAAAAUUAACAUGUCUGAAGAACGUUUAAAAGAAAGUCAAGAUUUGCUGCAGGAAGAGAAGAAUAAAUUAAAAAAGCAAAUUAAAGCGUUGCAGGCUAUAAAUUUUGAAUUGGAAUGCAACUUAGACCUCUAUUCAUUUAAAGAUGUUAAAUUUGAGCCUGAUGUAAAUACUCUCGACAUAAUUGUGGAUCCUUCAAAAAUUCCGAAUACCAAUGUACAAUUGGAGUCGGAAUUAUUUCGAUUUGGUGGCUUAAGUUGUCUUCAGAUUUCCACAAAAGACUGUAUAUUUAAUUUAUCUUCGUUCAACGAAUACGACAAACAACAAAUUUUUGCUGUACAAAUAAUCUAUGGUGAUAAUAAAUGGACUUUAGGAAAAUGGCAUAUGCCAUUCGAUUUAGAUGAUAUAGUACAUAGGUUUUCUAGUAAUAUAAAAGAUGUACCUAGCUUUGUCAGAUCUUGUAAACAUUAUCUAGACUGUUAUUUUAUUCGGCGUGAAGAGUUUAAUGCGUUGAAGGAAACUGUAUCUGAUAUAAAGAAUAUUAAUUUGCACAAAAAUAUUGGAUAUACUCACAUUGUGUUAAAUUUGAUGAGUGUAUAUAAUGUCGAAUAUGAUUCACACAUGAAUAUAACUAUAUAUAUGCACUAUGAUUUUAAUGAAGUCAGGCCACAUAAAGUCGAUAUUGAGUCAGAAAAUGAACAGACAUUAAAUAAAGAAGAGAAAGUAAAAUUCAAAACAUUUCAAAAGUGGUUAAAAUUAUUAGAUCUCAAAACAGCUUUUGAACGAAUGUUGAAUGAUAAACUAUUGACAUGGUCAAAGGAAGUUAUUGGAGAUAGUCCACUACAAACUUAUGAUUCAGAUGGCUCUGGUGGAGGAGGCUUUCUAAAAACAGUCUUAUCUAAAAAUAAACAGUCCAAUAUCCCUCAAAGAGAGCAGAAGAGAAAAAGAAAGAAUGACUUACUAAUUUCAAAAGACGUUAAGAAAAACAAGGAAUCUAACGUUUUUGAGAAAAAGAAGAAAAAUAUACAGAAACCUAAUCAACAUUCCAUAAAUCCAACUAAGAAUAAUGAGAUUGUAAUAUCUACAAUUCCUGAACAUAAAUUACAACAUAAGAAAUUAAAACAGGCCAAAUUAAAUUUUCAAUUAAAUAAACAUUCACCUUUGAAGCCUAGUACAUCUAAAAAUCUGGUAACUCCUGAGAGCAGUAUAAUGAACGAAGACAUAGAUAAAGUGAUUACUAGUACCCCAAUGCAUCAAAAUGGUUCCAUACGUAUGGAAACAGAUAGUCUUGACAAUAUUAGUGCUAUCAGUAAUAAACAAGAAAUUGAGAUUAAUAAAAAAAGAAAAAGACAUGAGUAAAGAUAGUAAAUGUAAGUGUACCAUGAUGAUUGAAAUAACUAAAAAUAUAUUGUUUUCUAUGCAACCAA
Messenger RNA from Megalopta genalis, 2335 nucleotides. RefSeq lists its product as uncharacterized. The record is from RefSeq and is a predicted model, not a curated record. NCBI's taxonomy places the organism in Eukaryota, Metazoa, Arthropoda, Insecta, Hymenoptera, Halictidae.